Rhizopus microsporus ATCC 52813 is the source of this 555-nucleotide messenger RNA. RefSeq names its product V-type ATPase. The transcript is spliced from 7 exons. Bases 4 to 504 code for a protein of 166 amino acids. NCBI's taxonomy places the organism in Eukaryota, Fungi, Mucoromycota, Mucoromycetes, Mucorales, Rhizopodaceae. Gene Ontology annotation, biological process: proton transmembrane transport. Gene Ontology annotation, molecular function: proton-transporting ATPase activity, rotational mechanism. Gene Ontology annotation, cellular component: proton-transporting V-type ATPase, V0 domain. The record is from RefSeq and is a predicted model, not a curated record.
AUUAUGUCUGAUUCUGCUGUUUAUUGUCCAAAUUAUGCACCAUUUUUCGGGUUUGCAGGUGUUUUCUGUGCUAUGGCCUUUAGCACUAUUGGAGCAGCCUAUGGUACCUCAAAGGCUGGUAUUGGUAUUGCCGGUAUCGGUUCUUUUAAGCCCGAGUUAGUUAUGAAGUCAUUGAUUCCAGUUGUCAUGAGUGGUAUCAUUGCGGUAUAUGGUUUAGUAGUUGCAGUCCUUUUGGCUGGUCAACUGUCUCCAACAUCCGGUUAUUCUUUAUAUUCUGGAUUUGUAUCUUUGGCUGCUGGUCUCUCUGUCGGAAUGGGGGGUUUAGCGGCAGGUUAUGCUAUUGGCAUUGUUGGUGACUAUUGUGUAAGAGGAUAUCUUAGGGAAAGUAGAUUAUUCGUCGGGAUGGUCUUGAUUUUAAUUUUCGCAGAAGUUCUUGGUCUUUAUGGCUUGAUCGUUGCUCUUAUUUUGAAUGCAAAGGCCGACAACAGUGUUUGUGUUGCUUAGAGACUAUUAAUAAAUGCUUGAUACCAUUUCAUAUACGCAUUAAAAAGUAAU